Hibiscus syriacus is the source of this 1103-nucleotide messenger RNA. RefSeq names its product pantoate--beta-alanine ligase-like. Gene Ontology annotation, biological process: pantothenate biosynthetic process. NCBI's taxonomy places the organism in Eukaryota, Viridiplantae, Streptophyta, Magnoliopsida, Malvales, Malvaceae. The record is from RefSeq and is a predicted model, not a curated record. The transcript is spliced from 5 exons. Bases 142 to 1095 code for a protein of 317 amino acids. Gene Ontology annotation, molecular function: pantoate-beta-alanine ligase activity.
CACUCGCUUCCUAUCUACAGGUCCCCUUCUCUCCUCCAGCAAACCCUAGUGCCGCUCGUUUCCUCCUCCACCUUUUUCAUUUGUUUUGUGUUUUUAUUUUACUGAUUUAGGGUUUAGAAGGGGUUGAGGCAACAGUAAACAAUGGCUCCCAAAGGUAAACACCCAUUGAUAAUAACAGGCAAAGAUGAGAUGAGAAAGUGGUCGAGACAGAUGAGAUCCCAAGGCAAAACAAUUGGAUUAGUUCCCACCAUGGGUUAUCUUCACCAAGGUCACCUCUCACUCAUCCAAGAAGCACACAACCACAGCAACCUCAUAGUUGUCUCAAUCUAUGUAAACCCAGGUCAGUUUUCUCCUUCCGAGGACCUUUCAACAUACCCAUCUGAUUUCCAUGGUGAUAUGCUUAAGCUUAAGUCUGUUCCCGGUGGAGUUGAUGCUGUUUUUUGUCCUAAGAAUCUGUAUGACUAUAGCAAUGAUAGUGGUGAGAAGCAAAAGAGUGAGAAUUUGGGUUCUGGUUGUGCCAGUGGGUUGGUUUCCUGUGUAGAGGAUAAGGGGAAUGGGCAUGAAACAUGGGUUAGAGUUGAGAGAUUGGAGAAAGGAUUGUGUGGGAAAAGUAGGCCUGUUUUCUUUAGAGGGGUUGCUACCAUUGUUACCAAGUUGUUUCACAUUGUGGAACCUGAUGUUGCUGUUUUUGGUAAAAAGGAUUAUCAGCAGUGGAGGAUUAUACAACGGAUGGUUCGAGAUCUCGAUUUUGCCAUUGAAAUUGUGGGGUCUGAAAUAAUGCGGGAUAGAGACGGCCUUGCAAUGAGUUCACGAAAUGUGCAUCUCUCCCCUGAAGAAAGGGAAAAGGCAUUGUCUAUUAGCAGGGCGUUGUUGAAGGCUAAAUCCGCUGCUAAAGACGGUCGAGUUAAAUGUAGCGAACUAAAGGAUUUGGCUAUCCUAACAAUAACUAAAACAGGGGGAAGAAUCGAUUAUGCUGAGAUAGUAGACCAGGACAGUUUGGAGGCAGUGACAGAGAUCAAGAGUCCUGUUGUGUUCUGCAUUGCAGCUUGGUUUGGCAAGGUUAGGCUGAUAGAUAACAUGGAAAUCAGCAUAUGAAAACUACU